Molecule: messenger RNA, 2616 nt
Organism: Ctenocephalides felis (cat flea)
Lineage: Eukaryota; Metazoa; Arthropoda; Insecta; Siphonaptera; Pulicidae
Product: probable cytosolic oligopeptidase A
Exons: 2
Coding region: 151-2358 (735 amino acids)
Biological process (GO): peptide metabolic process; proteolysis
Molecular function (GO): metalloendopeptidase activity
Source: RefSeq, a predicted model, not a curated record
ACCACACGUGUACUACUCAUCUGCUUGCUUUGUUCUUUCUCUGUGAUAUCUCAUGAAGUGCUGUGGUUCAUAUUCAUAAACUUUGAUUUUAAUUUUUUUAAAUCGAAAAUGAGUGUAUGUUCUCUUUAGUUUUCUGUAUAAAAGUGAAAAAUGGCAUAUUCAAUGUAUUGUAAACGUGCCCUAUUGACUCGAACCUUUAAUUAUUAUAGCAAAAGGAAUAGCGGCUAUAUUGUUUUAGUGCCCGAAAUAGGCGAAGAUUUGCCUGAAAAGAAUCCGCUCCUCAGAGUUGAUGAUGGACUGCCAGAAUUCAGUGCCCUCACGAUAGAAAAAUGCAUGGUUGCUGUUGGUAAACAAGCAAUAAAUUUUGAAAAUGGUGUUCAAGACAUAGAGAACGAACUCAAAAAUUGUAACUCAUCCGGGCCAGAAACAGUAUUCAGAACUUUAGAAGUUUUUGAUAAACUCGAAGAGCUUGCUGCUCCCUUAGAAUUAACAUGGGGCUUAGCCAAAACUUUAUACCUAGGAAAUCAGUCGCUCAUGCCAACCAAAAGUUAUUUAAGUAUACAUGAACGAGCUAUGAGAGCCAGAACGUCACGAUUUAAUAGUAAGGAAAUUUAUAAUACUAUCAAAAAUGCUAAUUUGCAACCAAAUGUCGAUUUGUCUGAAGAACAGAAGAGAAUUAUGCAAAAGUAUCUAUUAGAAGGGAGGUUAAAUGGUCUUGAAUUAGAUUCUGAUAAAAAGGAACACUUGAAAGAAGUACGCAACAAUAUUGCUCAAGAACAGACUAAAUUUAAAAACAAAUUAGAAAUUGCAAGUAAACAAUUUACUCACACUAUUACCAAUCCCGAAAUUAUGAAAGAAUUUCCACAUCAUAUUAAGAAAGAUAUGAGCACUGACUCUUUGCAUGCCGAGAAAGGACCUUGGAAAGUGAUUUUAAAAUCAUAUAUGGUAUCUAGUUUUCUUGAAUAUUGUUCUAUAAGAGACUUACGAUGGAAUGUUUGGCAAGCCGAUACUAGAAAAGCUUCAAGCAAUAAUGAUAAAGCACUUGACAAUAGCACCCACGUUGAAUCUUUAAGACGUUUAAGAAGAGAUCAAGCUACCAUUCUGGGAUAUAAUAGUUUUGUUGAUAUGUCUAUGGAAACGAAAAUGGCAGGUAGUAUUCAUAAUGUUAGGAAUGUGCUUAAUACGAUUCUUGAAUCUGCUCGACCAGCUCAAGAGCAUGAAAUUCAAAGUUUGGAGGAAUUUGCUGCUGAGAAUGGUUUUAAUGCGAAUUUGGAAUUGUAUGAUGUGCCAUAUUGGCAAAGAAAAUACAGGAAGCAUCACUUCAAUUAUGAUGAUAUGGUUCUCCGUGAGUACUUCCCAUUUCCAAAGGUUUUGAACGGGCUAUUUCAGUUGUGUGAAAAGUUGUAUGGUAUUAAAAUUAUCGAAAGGUCAAAUAUGAAUACUUGGCAUAAAGAUGUAAGGUAUUUUGAUAUACAUGAUUCUGCAGCUGAAUUGCCACUGGCUGGAUUUUAUUUAGAUCCUUAUACUAGAGAAGAAGAGAAGAUAUUCCAAAAGAGUUCAGGAUGGAUGUUGAGUAUGCGCAAUAAAAGUAAAAUUGUGGAUACAACACCAUUAGCAUCAUUAAUUUUAAGUCUAAAUCCUCCUGAGGGCAAUAUACCUUCUCUUCUGUCUCUAAAAGAGGUAUCAAUUUUAUUCAACAAAUUUGGACACGCCUUACAGCAUUUGCUUUCGCAGGCUACUUACUCCGAUGUAUCAGGUCUAUCUAACAUUGAAUGGGAUGCUGUAGGUAUAUGUGGUCACGUUAUGUCUAACUGGCUCACUGAUAAAGAUGUACUGAAAUCUAUUAGUUAUAAUCACACGACAGAGCAACAAUUAACUGAUGAUAUGAUACAUAGUAUAAUACAAGUAAACCAGCAUAUGAAAGGCUUCGAAUUAUGUAGAGAAAUAUAUCUGGCUAAUCUUGAUCUUGAACUGCACUCUAGCAAAGACUUCUGGUAUGAUGUAGUAAAACGGAUUUGGCCUGAUCACAUAGUCUUCCCAUUAGAUAAGCGAGAUGCUCACCCUUGCUCAUUUUCACAAAUAUUUAUUGAGCAAUGGGCUGCUGCAUAUUACAGUCACAUCUGGUCUAAGUUUGUAGCUGCUGAUAUCUUUAGUGCAUUUUAUGAAGACCCCUUAGAAGAAACAAUUUCCACCGUAGGCAAACGCUUCAGAGAAACAUUUUUAGAAUUAGGCGGUAGUAAUCACACAUCAGAAUUAUUUAGGAGGUUCCGGGGACGGGAUCCAACACCAAAAGCUUUAAUUAAAUAUUUGGGUUUCGAAAAGUAUAAGAAUCAAUCAUCUAAAGAUAAUGAAGUAUGAAGAUUUUAUGUAUUAACACAUUGACUGGAAUAAUGUAAAUAUAUUAUUUUAAUUUGAUACAAAUUAAGAUCUAGACAAACGAUACAAGUUAAGAUUCAUAUGUUAGACUGUAUUUCAGUAAAAUUGUACAAUAGCUAGGUACUUUUUAAUUGUCAUAUGGCGUAUCGUAAUACUUAAUUGGUAGAAUCACAGUUCACUAAUUUUUACAAACAAAAAGUGUAUUGAGGACUAAACAGAAGAAUGUUAAACAAAUAAUUA